CCUGCCCUGCGCUGCCCGGGUCCCGCGGGCUGUUGGGUCCCAGACCCGGCCUGGCCGCGGGGCGGGCAUCGCCGUGGGAGCCGUCGGCGACCGGGAGCCCCGCAGGCGGGGGCCAGCAGCGCGGGCAGCCGAUGCCGGGACACCUGUGCGCCCAGUCUCAGGAGGCCCCUUUCUCCUGGACAUCGGAGCUAUGACCCUUUGGAGGUGAACAAGGAGAGAAGGGAUGCAGGCUUUUGGGCCUCCCAAUGAAGGGCCCUUCCAAGGACUGGUGGCCUCCCGUAUUGAGACUUAUGGGGGUCGGCAUUGGGCCUCCGCCCAGAGUACUCCUGGCAGCCUCUAUCCCCGAGGAGGCCCCGUGCUGGAUCCCAGCCGCCGACGCCUCCCGGGCUACGGCCCCUUUGCCAAGGGUUUCGUCCCAGCCAGAGGCCUGUCUCCCUUGAGGCUGCGAGAACCAGAGCCUGAGAAGAGGCAUGGAGGCCACUUUGGGGCUGGCCCCCCUCACUCCCCAAAGCUCAAGGAAGUCCCCAAGGCCCAUGAGCUGGAGAUGAGACUGCACACAUUCAGCAUGUUUGGGAUGCCCCGCCUGCCCCCAGAAGACCGGCGGCACUGGGAGAUCGGAGAGGGCAGCGACAGCGGCCUGGUCAUUGAGAAGUCCUGGAAGGAGCUGGUGCCUGGGCACAAGGAGAUGAGCCGGGAGCUUUGCCACCAGCAGGAAGCACUGUGGGAGCUGCUGACCACGGAGCUCAUCUACGUGCGGAAGCUCAAGAUCAUGACGGAUCUCCUAGCCGCCGGUUUGCUGAACUUGCAGCGAGUGGGUCUGCUGAUGGAAGUGUCAGCUGAGACCCUGUUUGGAAAUGUUCCCAGCCUGAUUCGAGCCCACCGGAGCUUUUGGGAAGAGGUGCUGGGGCCCACCCUCGGGGAGACCAGGGCCUCAGGCCAGCCUCUGGACCCUCUCAGCCUGCAAAAUGGCUUCCUGACGUUCAGCCAGCGCUUCCAGCCCUAUGUCCUGUACUGCCUGCGAGUGAAGCAGACCAUGGCCUACGCCCGGGAGCAACAGGAUAACAACCCUCUCUUCCACACCUUCGUGCAGUGGUGUGAGAAGCACAAGCGCUCGGGGAGGCAGAUGCUGGGGGACCUGCUCAUCAAGCCCCACCAGCGCAUCACCAAGUACCCGCUGCUGCUCCAAGCCGUGCUUAAGAGGAGCCCGGAGGCCCACGCCAGGGACGCCCUGAAGGCCAUGAUCGCGGCAGUGGAGUCGUUCCUCAGACACAUUAACAAGCAGGUGCGCCAGGACGAAGAGCAGGAGAGCUUGGUGGCUGCAGCCCAGCGCAUCGGGCCCUACGAGGUGCUGGAGCCAGCCAGCGAGGAGGUGGAGAAGAACCUGCGUCCAUACGCCACCCUGGACCUGAUGUCCCCCAUGCUGGGGGUUGGCCCUGAGCACACUCGGCAGCUGCUGCUUGAGGGGUUUGCGCGCAUGAAGGAGGGUCGAGAAGGGAAGCUGGACGUGUACCUGUUCCUCUUCUCUGAUGUGCUCUUGGUGACCAAGCCCCCUCGCAAGGCAGACAAAGCCAAGGUUAUCCGCCCACCCCUCAUGCUGGAGAAGCUGGUGUGCCAACCGCUCCGAGACCCUAGCAGCUUCCUGCUGAUCCACCUCACCGAAUUCCAGUGUGUCUCCAGCGCCCUCGUCGUGCACUGUCCCAGCGCUGCAGACCGCGCCCAGUGGUUGGAGAAGACCCAGCAAGCCCAGGUCGCCCUGCAAAAGCUGAAGGCAGAGGAGUACAUCCAACAGAAGAGGGAGCUCCUUGCCCUCUACAGGGACCGGGAGGAGUCCCCAAGCACCAGGCCCUCCACGCCUUCCCUAGAGGGCUCUCAGAGCAGCGCAGAGGGGCGGACUCCUGAGUCCUCCACAGUCAUCCCCCACCUGGUGGUGACAGAAGACAUAGAUGAAGAUGCCCCCUCAGUCCCAGAUGACACCUCGGACUCUGGCUAUGGCACUCUGGUCCCAGGCUCUCCCAAGGGGGCCCACUCCCCGCUGAGCCGUCUACGCUCGAGGGCCUUUCGGCGGGACCCUCGCCUCACCUUCUCCACCCUGGACCUUCGAGCUGUUCCUUUGCGUCCCCAGCCUCCUGACCCCCAAGCUCCCCAACGCCGAAGUGCCCCUGAACUGCCAGGGGAAGGAAUCUGGAAAGGAGGCAGUCUGCCCAGGGUAGACCUACCGGCCUGGUCUGAGGAAGAAGACAGGACACCAACGGGAGGGGAUUUGGUGGUGGACACUUUACACAGGGCCCGACUUCGGGGGCAGCGUCCCCCAUCCCCAACCCACGCCGACUCUGCCGGAGAAAGCCCCUGGGAAUCCUCAGGGGACGAGGAAGAGGGACCCCUAGCCUGGGAACCUCCCAGCUACACGCCCUCCCCACACCCGCUCCGGGCUGAGGACAUGCUCCGAGAGAUCCGGGAGGAACUGGCCAGCCAGAGGAUUGAGGGCAUCCCCGAGCCUGCGGACAGCAGGCCUCGGAAACUGACUCGGGCCCAACUGCAGAGGAUGCGUGGGCCUCGCAUCAUACACCUGGACACGCCCCUGUCCACGUCAGAGGUGUGAGGAACACACAGGCGCCUCAGCAUUUCUCCCGAAGGAAAUCUCUCCCUAGGUGUGCUGGUCACCACCUCGACCCCUGGAUUCUACCUCAAGGACACGUCCCCAGGCACCCUGGCCUUCCUGCUCUGAGGACUUUGGAGAUCAAGAGCUGUACAUUUAUGUAUCAUAGACACACUGGAACCCCCACAUAAAGUUGUAUGUAAAAAGGA
Molecule: messenger RNA, 2805 nt
Organism: Phacochoerus africanus (Common warthog)
Lineage: Eukaryota; Metazoa; Chordata; Mammalia; Artiodactyla; Suidae
Gene: PLEKHG6
Product: pleckstrin homology and RhoGEF domain containing G6
Exons: 16
Coding region: 224-2599 (791 amino acids)
Molecular function (GO): GTPase activator activity; guanyl-nucleotide exchange factor activity
Source: RefSeq, a predicted model, not a curated record